ACACAUUUUAUUUAAUCUGAACAUACCCAUGUAGAUCCUAGUGUCAUUAUAUCGGCCCAGGUUUUUAAAAGUGACGCAAUGCCGUGGGGUGUCCCUUGAGUUUCUCUAUGAUAUACCCCGUCAAGUGUGUUUUUAGAACUUUAAAAUAUGGGUACACUUCUCGAAUGGAAUUUUAUACUUUGGAUAUUACCGCUAAUAUUAUUUGAGGACUGUUUGGCCAGGAGAAACAAUGGCGGCUUUUACUCUUCCAAUAGAUACACGGACGAGAGUUCCGACAGCUGGGUUGCCGGUGCGAUUGUGGGUGGGGUGUUCGGCUUCAUUGUCUUAAUCACAAUAAUCUACAUAUGUUGCCAAGCCGGAAAUUGCUGCUGUAAAAGUCCCAAGCCUUAUCACCGCCACAGAGCCAUCAAUCCUAUUUCCCAUAUUUAUACCGCCGGGAAUGUUCAGUCAAGACCUGUGAGCGAGAUAUCCAGGACAGGGAUACAAAUUCAAACAGGGGAUCUGAGGAGCAAUUACUCACCCAGGGGAAACGCCCCGGUGGACACCCCGUGUCCCCCAUACGAACCACCCCCUACCAUUCCGGGGUAUCGACCCCAGAUUAAUGUGGUGUCGGACAUCAUGGAGGGUCGCGUCAUGUCACCGCCCCCACCCUACAUCGAGUCACGUACCAACAAUCAAGAUGUGUUAACGGAACUUUGAAACCGUGUGCCAAAAUCUUUACAUUUUAUCAUGGUGCUGAUUUUCAUUAUUUAUUUACAUGACAACUGCGUCCCUCCUUCCAAAAUUCACAAAUUAAGGCUUUAAGCUUGUAUUUGAAUACAAUGUAUUACAUGUAUAUUUUUUAUUAUAAAUAUACAUGUAUAAUUAUGCAGAAUUGUUAUUUAAUUUUUGUAUUUUUUUAUAUUACUCUCUUCCCAAAUUCAUUUUUAAAACCAAUAGAAGCUAAAAGCUUUUAAUUGUUACACUUUAUUUGUAUAUUUGUUAUUAUUUAUAUACUGCAUGAAGUGUUGUUUGAACUUUUGUACUAUUUUUAUUUUUUAUGCUUCUGAUACCAUCAGACAUGGCUUGAAAUUAUAUUUAUUAUUUACUAUCGGGUGAGUGUCUCAUGAUAUGUACAUGUCCUGUGCUUCUACGAGUAAUAAUUAUAUGACAAGCAGGCACAUAGCAUCAGGGUGUGGCAGGAGCGGGGGGGGGGGGGGGGCUGGCCCUCAACUUAUUCUCACAGCGAACAUUUCUUUUUAAAUU
Messenger RNA from Magallana angulata, 1245 nucleotides. RefSeq lists its product as uncharacterized. The record is from RefSeq and is a predicted model, not a curated record. The transcript has 5 exons. Bases 148 to 699 code for a protein of 183 amino acids. Lineage: Eukaryota; Metazoa; Mollusca; Bivalvia; Ostreida; Ostreidae.